Molecule: messenger RNA, 627 nt
Organism: Brenthis ino (lesser marbled fritillary)
Lineage: Eukaryota; Metazoa; Arthropoda; Insecta; Lepidoptera; Nymphalidae
Source: the annotation of a GenBank genome assembly
AUGAGUCAAUCAGAUCCAAGGAUAUCUAACGUAGAAGUUGAACGUCGUCCUCCUUGUGAUCGUGUAGCUCUCUCUAAUUGGGAGCAGAGACAUUCUGCAAUAUUACCAGAAGAUUUGCCUGAUGAAAUUCUACCGGUUGGAUCAAUAAGAGUUAAUUCUCUAAACGAUUUAGUUUUAACUCCCGCUCUUAAAGACUUGUUAGAUUUUUCACUGACUCGUCAAAAUGCAGGCCCACGUCCAGUAUUAAAUACCAAAAGUAAAGUUUUUGAGUUAGACAACUGUCGGAACAUAGGAAAAGUAUGCUUAAUAUACACCGGUGGUUCGUGGUCAGUAUGGCUCGCGACAAGGGAAGGGGCUUGGGGCUGGUUGGCGGAUUCGUUCACUCAUUAUUUUAGAAUGGCGCUCGUACACCUCGGACUACCAGGCUGGCAAGCUGCAUUUGCAAAUCUUCCUCUCAUACCAUGGGCAGAGCAAAUUUUUCUUUUACUUGCACCACAUCUGUUGGAUAAAACCGACACUGAAAACAACGUGGUCUCAGUGACCAGCGAGGCUGGCCUCAACCACAUUGAUCCCAACAUAUUUAAAACUUCUGUGCGUCAUCACAAAAACACUUCGAGACCAUCAAAC